Messenger RNA from Closterium sp. NIES-67, 864 nucleotides. Lineage: Eukaryota; Viridiplantae; Streptophyta; Zygnematophyceae; Desmidiales; Closteriaceae. The record is from the annotation of a GenBank genome assembly.
ACGAGCCAAGAAUUGUUGGAAUCGGAGCACAUAUGAAGAAGUUACGAAGAAAUGUUUGAUGGAUUUGUUACAACACAUUGGAACUGCAGCAUUUGGGGUUUGGAGGCCAACCUGGUACAGUGUGAAUUUUGUCUUGCCAGGCUGGCUGAACCUGAGGAUGGGGAGUCAAGACUUUGACUCUUGUCAUGUUCUUGACCAUGGGCCUCCAGGAUAAGGAGGACUCUGGUGGAGGUGAUACUUCAGUCCAAGGAGGCAGCUCAACCCAAGAUUCUGGCAUUGCAGCGCAAAGGGGAGCGCAUACAAGCCAGGGGUCACUGCUUAAGGAGGUGCUGAAGAGCUUCACCAUUGAGAACUUGGAGCUGAACCAGAGGCAUCACAUCAUGCAUCUGCUACCGGAAAUUGAUUGUGGGCCCAAGGCAUGGGCAGUGCUCAAGGACCUGCACGCUCCGACAUCGGUUGCCGCUUCUCUCAUGCUGGAUCGGGAGCUGUCCAUGCUGCGGUUGAGCGAGAAUGAACCUGUGCAGCCCGUACUGGACAAGAUGAGGGAACUCUACGCGAAAUUGGCGAUUGCAGGCAUCACGUACCCUGAGCAGACUAACGGGGGCGUGGUGGCGCUGGUGCAAGAGGAAGAGGUGGUCACUCCAACAAUGACAACAGUGAACCACGCUUGAGAGGAGAGUGCUGGUAUUGCAAGGAAGAAGGGCAUCCAUGAGGAAUGGGAAAUGAGGAGAGGAAUGCUGGACAGUUCUACCAUGUGUGUGACAAAGAUGACAGUGGCACAGCUGUUGCAAGGGCUGGAGAGGAACUGCACCCGCUUGACAUGUGGGUCAUGGACUCUGGUGCUGCAUGGACAAUGACACCACG